Messenger RNA from Sebastes umbrosus (honeycomb rockfish), 1802 nucleotides. It is a transcript of the gene slc10a7, whose product is annotated as solute carrier family 10 member 7. Bases 221 to 1234 code for a protein of 337 amino acids. NCBI's taxonomy places the organism in Eukaryota, Metazoa, Chordata, Actinopteri, Perciformes, Sebastidae. The transcript has 13 exons. The record is from RefSeq and is a predicted model, not a curated record. Gene Ontology annotation, cellular component: plasma membrane.
ACGGUGCGUUGCUUUUACCCUUAUUACGGUAAUAUAGAUUCCUGCUGCGCCUCUCCAUCAGUCUUUACGGCCCCGCCGUGGCACCACGUGUCCGGAAGUAGCUCUGCUUGUAUCUCUGCUUGGUGUUUUGAGACAGAAAGAAGAAGCUCCAGAGGAGAAGCAGCAGAGUUGAGAAGCUUCAGGCCGGGCUGCUGAGACUGGAGGCCGGCGGGGCUGAAACAUGGGCCUCCUGGCGAGGCUCCGGAAGGAAUGGUUCAUCAUCGGGAUAGUCCUGGUCAUCCUAUCCGCCAAACUGCAGCCAGACGUCGGUGUCAAAGGAGGACCGUUGAAGCCAGAGAUCACCAUCGCCUACGUCGCCGUCGCGCUCAUCUUCUUCAACAGCGGCCUGUCUCUGAAAACAGAGGAGUUGACCAGUGCGUUGCUCCACGUCCGGCUCCACCUGUUCGUCCAGUCCUUCACGCUCGUCUUCUUCCCGCUGGUCGUCUGGCUGCUGCUCAAAGUCCUCGGGCUCACCGCCAUCGACCAAUGGCUGCUCAGAGGGUUACAGACGGUGAGCUGCAUGCCCCCGCCGGUCUCCUCGGCUGUUAUUCUCACCAAGGCCGUCGGAGGCAACGAGGCUGCUGCCAUCUUCAACUCAGCGUUUGGCAGCUUCCUGGGCAUCAUAGUGACUCCUGUGCUGCUGCUGCUGUUUCUCGGCUCGUCGUCCUCCGUUCCCUUCUCCUCCAUCUUCUCUCAGCUCUUCAUGACGGUGGUGGUUCCUCUGAUCCUCGGUCAGGUGUGUCGUGGUUUCCUCAGGGAGUAUCUGGAGCGGCGGAAGCUCCCGUUCGGCGCCGUCAGCAGCGCCGUCCUCCUCAUGAUCAUCUACACCACCUUCUGUGACACCUUCAGUAACCCCAACAUCGAGCUGGACCCCACCAGCCUGCUGCUGGUCGUCCUCAUCAUUUUUUCCAUCCAGCUCAGCUUCAUGCUGCUCACGUUUGCCUUUUCUACCAGGUCGGGCUCAGGUUUCAGUCCUGCAGACACCGUCGCCAUCAUGUUCUGCUCCACACACAAGUCUCUCACUCUGGGUAUCCCGAUGUUGAAGAUCGUGUUUGAGGGCUACGAGCAUCUCUCUCUGAUCUCGGUCCCUCUGUUGAUCUACCAUCCAGCUCAGAUCCUGCUUGGCUCCGUCCUCGUGCCGAGCAUCCGGAGCUGGAUGAACAGCCGCCAGAAGUCUAGUUUGUUGUUGAGAUAGGGCCGCAUUCCAACAACACUACUGCCCCGAGCGGUGAAACUGUCGGCUCUUCAGCCCGUCUGACGAGGAUGAAACGAGUGUUUUGACGGUUCUGCACAAGUUUGUGCUGUGAUGGCGGACCACAGCGGAGGGAUACAGUCAAAACGUGCCUUAUUACAAACAAUCAACGGAGAACCUCAACGCAACGGACGGGACGCGGUGGCGCACUCAGUUUCUACGACAACGAAAAAACUCAAAUUUCAUAUUUCCAUCAAAUAUAUUCUUUUAUAUUUAAAAGAAGUUUUAUUUUUAUAUGAAAUACCCCCCAAAACAAUCCUGCAAAAAAAAGGACGGCUGCUUUUUUUUUUUUAAAGACAAAUGGAGCGUUUGAUUUGAAAAGCAGCACCUCCCCUCCCAGCAGGAACAGGACGGGCGGAGUUACUGGGACCAUUCUUUUUUAUCUUUUUUUGCUAUUUUCUACUUUUUCUACUCUUUCUUCGAGCUGUCACUGCCAGAGAAUGUGUUUGAUUUAUGUUCUUGAUAGAAAUGCUGUCUGAUUUGACGUUAAAUAUACAUUAUAUAUAAUGAC